CUGCGAGCCACACAAACAACAACAGAGCUCAGCUGUUCGGCAGCUAGCGUUAACUAGCCGGGCGAGUUAUUGAAUACCGUACAGUUAUUUUUUAAUGUUGGAUUUAUACAAAUAGCGUUACAGUUACUAGGGCUUUCGGACAUAAAGUCAGUUCUAUAAAAUCCUGAACAAUGCGUAGUGACUGAGUUGCAUUUCUAACUCCUUUGUCCCUAUGCUAGCUCUAUUAGCUUUUAAAGUGAGGACGGGAGGGACCCUGUUCGACCAAAAGACUUCACCAGACCACAGAUAUUUUUGGCAAAGUCAGACCACGAGAGCCCCCGGUGGAGAUUCUGACCUCCACCACUGACCACCAAUAUUACUUCCCCAUUUUUCAUCAUGUCACCACGGAAAAGACCCCUAGUCCCUGUAAGCAGCCGACGGAAAACAUUGGACGACUUCUUUCCUUUCAAUCUGCUGCCAGUGGAGUGCCAGCUGCAUGUCUUUUCCUUUCUGAGUGAGGUGGACAAAUGCAGCUGUGCUUUGGUUUGCUUUAGCUGGAGCUGCAUCGUCCGCUCCUGGAAGCUGUGGCGGGUGGCAGACUACUCCCGUCGUGGCGUCUUCCACCUGGGACAGGAGGGGCUGCUUGUUUCUAACCGUGAGUUUGAGAGGUGGAAAUCCUGGGUCCACCAUUACACCCACCACCUGAUCUCCCGCAGAGCCAGCCUGCUCACGCUGAAGGCCAGCUUUGACUUGGGGGAUCGCUACAACAAGUGGGGUGAGCUGCUGAAUCACCUGCUGGAUAAUGUCCACUGCAGAGACCUCAGCCACCUGGAUCUUAAUUGGACAUUUACGCUUCUUGAGCCGCUAGAUCUCAGGGUUCACUCCAACUCACAACAGGACAGCAUUACUAAGAUGGACCAGCUGACCAGUUUCCAGGAGCUGCUGACCAAGCUCACCCAUAGCUGCCCACGCAUCUCCAAGAUGCGGUUACAUUUCGACUGGUCAGAUGUCUCUGUGUCGCUGCUCACGCAGUUCCAGCAGCUCAGAGUCCUCGAGCUCAAAUAUUUCUGGGUCUUUAAAGGAGUGACUCCCUCAACUCUGCAGAACCUAACCAAAUCCCUGCCUAACCUGAAGUCUCUGACUUUACACAUUCUGGUGCCAAUGAGGAACCUAGGCAUCUCAUACACUCUGGAGUCUCAGUCGUUGGAGUUCCUGGACGUGUCGCCUAGCCGAGGCUUAGUCUUUUCCUCUCUGAAACUUCCUGCCCUGCGUGAGCUACAAGCCAAGAAGAUUGUCCGCAGCAUUACACUGGACCGAAGGACCAGGCUGAGGAUCCAGAGCCGCUGGCCCUGUCUGUACCACGUUCUCCGAGAGGGGACGCCAAAGCUCCAGGCCCUCAACAAUGAGAGGCUACUCCCCACAUGGAGAGAGGAGAGCUAUGGUGAGCUGUCUGCCAUCCUGGAACAGUCCUGUUACUGUGUUCAGCAUCUAGACAGCUGGCUGUGGUAGUUAACCACAUGAUAUUAAAAGAAGUACAUUCCAUAGCACGCCAUUGGUUGAUAGAAAGCAAUAUACUGCUUUUACACAUACAAUAUGUCUCCUCAUUUGAAUGAAUGUAUUCAGAGAAAGAUAAAAUUGCACAUAUUUGCAGAUAAAAACUGAGACUUGAAGAAAAAUCAGAGGACUGCAAGUUGUUUCCAAAUCUUAAACAGAAAGUUGCUGUUACAGCUGGAAACACUUUCCCAAGACAAUGAUACACUGUUUUAUUAUUAAUCAACUGCAACUGUUGUAUUUUGGUUGUUCUUUGUUUCUGAAAGGCAAAUGUCUUUUAUGCUGAUUGCACUAUGUUGUGCUGGCCCGGAUUCAUUUCCACUGGAGUUCUGUGCUAGAAAAAUGAACAUCAACCACAACUCUACCCAAGCCAGGUGUUGCGUGGCCCACAUAUUCAGAAGCAGACUAGAUGAUAAAGAGUUGUUGCUUAGAGUUGUGGAGAAUGCCCUUUACAUUUAGCUCAUACAAGGAGAAAAUGAUGAACAUAAGGUCAUUGAAGAAAAUAUUUUUUAAAACAAUCAUGUUUUCAAGAAAAAGUUGGAAUACGUCAAUGAAGUUGUAAAACAGGAUGAGAAAGGUGUUGCAAUGCUGAAGUGAAAAAUAUGAAAUUUGGGAACAAAGAAGAAUGAGAAGAAGCUCUAAUAUGUCAGGAAUACAGUCCUGUAUUUAUUUUGAGAAAAUUGUCAUAAUUUCGAGAAAAAGUUGUAAAAUAAUGAGUCAUCCUGCUCAGCGUGUUAAAAUAUUACAAAUUUAUUCCCAAAAUAUUGCAGCAUUAGCUUGAAACAUGACUGUUCUCUUCUAGAAGAAUGUUGAGCUUUUUCUCUUGGUAUCAGAUUGCCAUGAAUAAUGCUUUCUCACUUUCUCAGUUGUAGAAAAAAAACUUGGGCUGUACUGUGAAAUCAACUGUUGUUAUUAUUCUGCUUAUUGAUUGAAUUUUUUGUAUGUAUCCUCAAAGACAGUCAUCUACUGUUUCUAUUUGAUGGGAAAGAGUGUAGAGGUAUUAGGCCUGUAUGAGAGAAGUGCAUAAAUUGAAGAUGAGGCCUAUUGUGCACAUGCACAAUGAAUCAAUAUCAGUCAUCAUAUGCUCACAGAAUACAAUAAUGUUUUUGUAUUCUAAAUAACUCAUUUUAAUCACGUAAAUAUUAGUAAUGCAAAAACGUUUGACUGAUCUGUAUCGAGAAAGACAUAAUUGGAACAAGUUUCUCAAAAUUGAUGUGUACUGACCCUGGGUCAAUAGAAACAUGUCCUUUAUUCUCCUUUUGAAUGGCUGCAAACCCAAGCAAGUUCUGUGUAAGAAGUCUGAGUCAACUUAACAUCCAGACUGCCAAUAUUAAGCUGGUGUAAUCACAGCCUGUCAGGAAUGCAGCCCGGCUAAAGGAGGGUUCAUUCCUGUGCUGGACCACAUCACACGCAACAUUUUGUUUUCAUGAGCUCUGCUUUUUUUGUCCAUCGUUAAUAUGUAUGAGGUUAUUUCAUUGUGUGUGUUUCUUUUAAAGCUGAGAGAAGAAAAUGUAGGGAUUUUAUCAGGUUCUAUUUUAUCAGGUUUUAUGUUUCUGUCUUAAAAUGAAAAAUAUCCUCAACUCAUGAUAUGUGGAAGCUUUUUGCACAUUUCCAGAAGGCUAUUGUUGCUCCAGUCAGCGCAAUACAUUUUUGCUCUUUCAUAUGCAGAAAAUAGCCAUUUUUUGAUUAUGAAUUCCAUGUAUAUAAUAAGUGUUUAAUUUCAUUUGCUUUCCUUUUUAUCAUGAUUAUCAUGUGUUUGCUUCUGACAUCUGAAAAAUUAAAUCAGUACUUUUGCAGUU
Scatophagus argus is the source of this 3329-nucleotide messenger RNA. RefSeq lists its product as uncharacterized. Lineage: Eukaryota; Metazoa; Chordata; Actinopteri; Scatophagidae. Gene Ontology annotation, molecular function: protein binding. The record is from RefSeq and is a predicted model, not a curated record. The transcript is spliced from 3 exons. Gene Ontology annotation, biological process: protein polyubiquitination; SCF-dependent proteasomal ubiquitin-dependent protein catabolic process. Bases 376 to 1488 code for a protein of 370 amino acids. Gene Ontology annotation, cellular component: SCF ubiquitin ligase complex.